UAUUGUAAUAAUAUUAUUUUCAAUAAUUUGAAAAUAUUCUUCUACCUUCAAUAUAUUUAAAAAUAUUAACUCGUAUUUUCUAAUUGAUAUCGCGUUAUUGUAUUGUUUCAAUUUUUGAAGGACAUUUUUUAUAAAAUAAAAAUCGAUACUUUUCAAUUAUCAUUUAUAAAGUUGAGUGCUUCAAGACGUAAUACUUUUAUGAUAUAUUUUUCUUAUAUUUGGUCUAUAUUCAUGAAAUAUAAUCAAGCAUAACCUCUAAAAGAGUACUUGACAAUAUAUGUAAAGAGUAUUUGACAACAUAGAUAAAUAAGUUUACAAGAAAAUGUAUUCAUUAAUUAAUAAAACUGAAAAUGCACACGAGGAUAGUAUAUGGACCUGUGCUUGGGGAUGUCCUAAAAAGAAAAAAGAAGUAAAUCCUGAUAAUGAAGAUUCACGAGAUUCUAUGCAAUCGAACGAUGAAGACACAGUCGAAUACGUAGUCACAGGAUCUGUGGAUGAUGCCGUCAAAGUUUGGGAACAUAAAGAUGGUACUUUACAAUUGAAACAUAAAUUAACCGGUCAUUCCCUUGGAGUUGUGUCAGUAGCUGUGAGUUCGGAUGGUUUAAAGUGUGCAUCAAGUUCACUUGAUUCAAGCUUAAAGAUAUGGGAUUUGGAAUCUGGUGAAAAGAUUUCUAGUAUAGAAGUAGGUCCGGUUGAUAUUUGGACAGUAGUAUUUUCUCCUAAUGAUAUAUUUGUUGUAUCUGGGAGUCAUGCUGGUAAAAUACAUCUAUAUGGAACAGAAAGCGGAAAACAAGAGCAAACAUUAGAUACAAGAGGUGGAAAAUUCACACUGAGCGUCGCUUAUAGUCCUGAUGGUAAAUAUAUUGCUAGCGGUGCAAUAGAUGGUAUUAUUAAUAUCUUUGAUGUUACUUAUGGUAAAGUUCUCCGCACAUUGGAAGGUCAUGCAAUGCCUAUCAGAUCCUUAUGUUUUUCUCCUGACUCUCAAUUACUGUUGACCGCAUCGGAUGACGGACACAUGAAACUAUAUGAUGUAAAAGAUGCCAAUCUAGCAGGAACCAUGUCAGGCCAUGCUUCUUGGGUACUUGGAGUAGCAUUUGCACCUAAUGGACAAAGAUUUGUAUCUAGCAGUUCGGAUCACACAGUCAAAGUUUGGGAAUUAGCACAACGUCAAUGUCUGCAUACAUUUAAUGAACAUAAUGAUCAGGUAUGGGCAGUAAAGUAUAAUCCACAAAAGAACAACAUUAUUGCAUCAGUAUCUGAAGAUAAAUCAAUUAAUCUUUAUAAUUGUCCCAUAUAACAUUUUUAAAUUAUAUAUAUAUAUAUAUAUAUAUAUAUAUAUGAAAAUAAAAAAAAAUUUUAUCUAUUA
Messenger RNA from Vespa mandarinia (Asian giant hornet), 1366 nucleotides. RefSeq names its product WD repeat-containing protein SL1-17. Gene Ontology annotation, cellular component: Cdc73/Paf1 complex. NCBI's taxonomy places the organism in Eukaryota, Metazoa, Arthropoda, Insecta, Hymenoptera, Vespidae. The record is from RefSeq and is a predicted model, not a curated record. Gene Ontology annotation, molecular function: protein binding.